UUGACAAAGGCGGUUGGUUGGUCUGUCUGUCUUCUAUUCUGUUUGGGUAGCUAACCUAAAAUAAUAUUUAGCUUGGGAAUAUUGGAGCCUAAUCACAAGAAGAAAUAUUAACAUUUAAAACCCAGAAAGUUUUCGGUACCCGUAGAGUUCGAGAUUGUAACCUAACCUAACUAAUGAAUGUAAUCACAGAUUUAGAAAUGUAGUUGUUAUACAUAGGUACCAUUAAUAAUCAAAUCGGAAUAGUAGGAAAGAUGAGGAAACAUGCUCGUAACCAUUUAUAUGACAAAUUACAUAGAGGUGGUGUAAUAGUAUGUAUUGGUCUAACAAUAUAUGGAUCAAUAUUACUUGGAGAUCAUUUUUACAAGUAUUUUAAGUACGUUCGACCACAAAUACAAGAAGCAAAGGCAGCAACUGAACAAGAAUUACUUUCAGAAGGAUCAUCAGAUAAACUAUACUUAAAGGAUUGAUGUUUGUAGUUCUUAUGUUGUCACAUAAUAUAAGCUUAAUAUUUAUUGUUUAGAUUAUUGGAUAUUGUUAGUUUUGUAGAUAUUUUGUUGUGAAGAAAUUACUUGGUUAAAAUUAUAAAUAAAGAUGUGAUAUAAUGUGAAACAAUUAAAUAUAUUAAUGAUUC
This is a messenger RNA of Plodia interpunctella (Indianmeal moth), 631 nucleotides long. RefSeq lists its product as uncharacterized. NCBI's taxonomy places the organism in Eukaryota, Metazoa, Arthropoda, Insecta, Lepidoptera, Pyralidae. The transcript is spliced from 3 exons. Bases 252 to 467 code for a protein of 71 amino acids. The record is from RefSeq and is a predicted model, not a curated record.